CCCCAACAACCCUCCACGGCACGUCCCCCUUGUCCGAUCAGCUCGUGCUACCCGAGAACUGCGGGAGAGAGAGAGAGAGAGAGCAUUACUUCUCUGCAUUUAAUCGCUAUCGUCUUCGCCGCUGGCGCUGAACGACGUCGAAGAAUGAGUAAAGUGAUGCCAGAUGAGCACGACGAGCGAACAUUUUGCGUGUAUGAUACAGAUGCGGCGACGAUGUAGGGCCUGUCGGCAUUUGGGCUUCUGCUGAUAUGUUUGGGGUUCCUUUACGACGUCACCAAAUGCCUCUACUUCGGAAGAAGUCUCACGAGCGGAACCUCAAUCACCUUUGCCAUCUCCUUCGUCGUCGUUUCCUGCUAUUCUUUUCAUUAACUCAGUGAAAGAGAAAAAUAUCAAUAGGGAAAGGAAGAACAAGACUAUAAAUUCAACAAGAUUACCUCAUUCAAACUCAGUCUUGGAGUAUUUGGGAUUGGGAGAUAAGAGAUUCAGAAUCCAGAGAGCCCAAGAAUCUCCUUCCUUCUGUUGGAGGCCAGGGUGGGGUUGUUGAGCUUCCUGAUAGAGCAUUCACGAUUAUCUGCAGAGCUAUCAAAGGGGACCAACUAUGCCUACCCCUGGUGGAAUCGAUGCUCCAGCCAAGCUUCAGGGAAGAUAUUCUGCAUUGGUAUUAUGUUGGAUUCUUGGAUAUGGGAGCCUUAUGUCGUGGAACAGUAUGCUCACGAUAGGAGAUUAUUAUUUGGUGGUGUUUCCGACAUACCACCCUUCAAGGGUACUAACACUUGUGUAUCAACCUUUUGCAUUUGUAACAAUUUCUAUACUCGCAUACCAUGAAGCAAAGAUCAAUACAAGAAAACGGAACUUAUUUGGAUAUAGCCUUUUCUUCGUUAGUUCGCUUAUGGUUCUAGUUGUGAAUCUAGCUACAUCUGGGAAGGGGGGAGUUGGACCUUAUAUUGGUAUAUGUGUAAUUAGCGCUUGCUUCGGAGUUGCAGACGCUUUUUGUCAAGGUGGAAUGGUUGGAGAUCUCUCUUUAAUGCCUCCUGAGAUGAUCCAAUCUUUCUUUGCUGGUCUGGCUGCAUCAGGGGCUCUAACCUCUGGUUUGAGGCUAAUUACAAAAGCUGCCUUCCAGAAUUCUAAUAAUGGUCUUCGCAAAGGAGCUAUUCUUUUCUUUGCUGUCACAUCACUUUCCGAGCUGCUAUGUGUUCUUCUUUAUGCAUUCACCUUUCCCAAACUAUCAAUUGUAAAGUAUUAUCGUUCAAAGGCAGCCUCAGAAGGAUCAAAAACUGUUGCAGCUGACCUUGCUGCUGGUGGCAUUCAAACAAUACCAAGCCAAGACGAAGAAGAUCAAAAACCACUAGAGCGCCUGUCAAACAAAGAAUUAAUUUUUCAGAACAUAGAUUAUUUAAUUGACCUCUCUCUGAUAUAUGUGCUGACAUUGUCAAUUUUCCCGGGAUUCUUAUCUGAAGAUAGUGGCUCUCAUAGCUUGGGUUCAUGGUAUGUAGUUGUUCUAAUUGCAAUGUAUAAUGUGUGGGAUCUGGUUGGAAGAUAUGUCCCCCUCAUAAAAGGCCUAAUGAUAAAGUCACGAAAGGGCUUAUUGAUCUCGAUUAUUUCCCGUUUCUUAUUUAUUCCGGCAUUCUACUUCACAACCAAAUAUGGAAGUCAGGGUUGGAUGCUCAUGUUGACAUCCAUUUUGGGAUUGUCCAAUGGUUACCUCACUGUUUGUGUCAUGACUGCAGCACCCAAAGGUUACAAGGGACCGGAACAAAAUGCCCUGGGGAAUUUGCUUGUAUUAUUUCUUCUUGGAGGCAUAUUCGCAGGGGUAACACUCGAUUGGAUGUGGCUCAUAGGCAAAAGUUGGUGAGAUGAUACACAUUUUUAAACCAUGAAUGGGAUCAUCUUCUCUCAAUGAAGGAAGUCUGUUUUCUCCAAAAUAGGAGAUAUUCAUCAUUACACGAGAUCUUUGUUGUCUUUGAUCGGAUCCAUGUAGCCUACCCCAUUUACUUGGGAUAAGGCUGAUUUUUUGUUUUUUUUUUUUUUUUUCCACCCAGAAGAAGAAAACACUAAACAGCAUUAUGUAAAUUAUACAUCAUAUCCAACUUAUAUUGGAUUAUUGUUGAUCUUUCUACUA
Molecule: messenger RNA, 2119 nt
Organism: Macadamia integrifolia
Lineage: Eukaryota; Viridiplantae; Streptophyta; Magnoliopsida; Proteales; Proteaceae
Product: equilibrative nucleotide transporter 3-like
Exons: 13
Coding region: 599-1852 (417 amino acids)
Biological process (GO): nucleoside transmembrane transport
Cellular component (GO): plasma membrane
Molecular function (GO): nucleoside transmembrane transporter activity
Source: RefSeq, a predicted model, not a curated record